AUGCCCGACCCCCGCUGCUUCAUCGUCCGCCACGGCGAGACAGAAUGGUCCCUCAAUGGCCGCCACACGGGCACCACCGACAUCCCACUCACAGUAAAUGGGGAAAAGAGAAUGAGGGCUACAGGCAAGGCGCUUGUGGGCAAUGAUCGAUUAAUUGCGCCCAAGAGGUUGAAUCAUGUUUAUGUAUCCCCCCGCAAACGCGCCCAACGAACGUUUGAACUCCUCCAUAUUGAAUGCAAAGAACGCCUGCCAUGGACACAACAGGUCGAGUCAGAGAGCGACAGUACACUCGAAAAACCAAUCUCAACGGAGGCAGAUAUUGAAGUCACAGACGCCAUCCGCGAAUGGGAUUAUGGCGAUUAUGAAGGCUUGACGAGUGCCCAGAUCAGGGUGCUAAGGGUUCAGCAGGGGUUACCGAAGUGGGAUAUUUGGAAGGACGGGUGUCCCGGUGGAGAAUCCCCCGCAGACGUCUGCCGCCGCCUAGACACAUUCAUAGCCGACCUGCGCGCAAAAAACCACAAACCCUGUUUCAGCGACCCGGAGAACGAGAAAGGUGAUGUCCUGGUCGUUGCGCAUGGUCAUAUCCUGCGAGCCUUUGCGAUGCGUUGGGUUGGGCAGCCGUUGACUGACACCGCGCUCAUUCUUGAGGCUGGUGGUGUCGGGACAUUGAGUUAUGAACAUCACAACAUCGAGGAACCAGCCAUUAUCCUCGGUGGUGCGUUUGUCGUAGAGGAUUGA
Talaromyces marneffei is the source of this 738-nucleotide messenger RNA. RefSeq lists its product as uncharacterized. The transcript is spliced from 4 exons. Lineage: Eukaryota; Fungi; Ascomycota; Eurotiomycetes; Eurotiales; Trichocomaceae. Gene Ontology annotation, biological process: ribose phosphate biosynthetic process. The coding region runs from base 1 to 738 and encodes 245 amino acids. Gene Ontology annotation, molecular function: sedoheptulose-bisphosphatase activity. The record is from RefSeq and is a predicted model, not a curated record.